This is a messenger RNA of Eurypyga helias (sunbittern), 1635 nucleotides long. It is a transcript of the gene GLMN, whose product is annotated as glomulin, FKBP associated protein. The annotation marks the transcript as partial. Lineage: Eukaryota; Metazoa; Chordata; Aves; Eurypygiformes; Eurypygidae. The transcript has 16 exons. Gene Ontology annotation, molecular function: ubiquitin-protein transferase inhibitor activity. The record is from RefSeq and is a predicted model, not a curated record. Gene Ontology annotation, cellular component: cytoplasm.
GUUAUCAUCAAGAAUAUGGGUUGGAAUCUCAUCUCUCCUCUUGUUAGAUGUAUUUUCAUGUAUAAACAGGAAAAUGAUAAGCGAGAACACUGCCUGAAGAUACUAGAUCAGUUGUCACAGCUGUGCAAUCCGAAGGAACUUUUUUUGGGUUUACUUGAGCAGAUUGAGCAGACGUCUGGAGAGCAAGUGUGCCAAACUGUCAUGGUAUUGCUUCAGCCUUUGCAGACAGUGCUUUUGAAACUUCAGAACAAGAAGGCCUACUCAGUGGGUUUAUCUUUGGCCAUGAUUAUGAAUCAGCUUACUCCCUUACCUGUACCUUAUACAAAAGAACAAAUACAAGAAGAUAAACUUGGUCUCUGUCAGUGUUGUAAUGCAGUGGUGGAAUUUGCUAAACCUUUUGUGAAUGAAGUUGUUAAAAACACAGAAAAGUCGUCAGAGUACAAUGACAUGGAGCUGAAAGAAGAAAUACUAAAAUUCUGUAUGAAAAGCCUGAAAUACCCAUUACUGACAGCUCAGCUUGAGCAACUUGAAGGCAUUGAAGAACAUCCCUUUCGCCAUUUUGCAACUGAAAUUAUAGACAUUUUGUGGGAUAUAAGAGAAUUGAUACCAUUAGUGUUUUUCCAUCAUAAAGGCCAAAGUCCACAAUGGGAGAAUCAGGAGUUUGCAGAUAUAGAGAAAAAGAAUUCUGCGGAUUCUUUGGCAUGUCUGUCAUAUCUGAUGUUUGUUCAGCAUUUUGGUAUUAAUUGCUUUCCAGUGGUAUAUAGCCCGUCAUACCUUCUGCAGUGCAACAUGACGCAUAUUGAAGUGCUGCUGAAAAGAACAGAAGAAUCUAUGUUAUCUAAAGGACUUGAUCUGUUUGAGAGCUGUUUAUUGAGAAUGGAAGAUAAUAGCCUUCUCCAUCAGUAUUUAGAAUUUGGAGAUUUUAUUAAAGUACCCCAGGAUUUGGUGAAAGUUAUGACCCUGUGUCCCAUAGAGCAUCUGAGAAAGAAAAGUUUAAAUGUUUUGCAGUUGUUCAUAGACAAGUUUGAUGCAGAGGGAAAAUACACAUUAUUCAGGUGUUUACUGAAGACAAGCAACCACGCUGGUGUGGAAGGAUACAUUAUUAAAAAUAUAAAAGAUCAGAUUCACUUGUCGUUAACGGCAUGUGACAACGUUUGGUUUACAGGACCUCACCUGCUCUCCCUUCUAGAUUUAGUGCUUUUGCUUCCAGAAGGGGCUGAGACAGAUCUUCUGCAAAACUCAGACAGGAUUAUGGCAUCACUAAAUCUACUGAGAUACUUAGUCAUUAAGGAUUGUGAAAGUGAUAAUCAAACUGGUGUGUGGACCGCCCUUGGCAAGAUCGAGCAGAAGUUUUUAAAACCACUGCACGUAGGGCUCAAUAUGUCAAAAGUGCACUAUGAAGCAGAAAUUAAGAAGAAGAAAGAAAACAGAAGAGAGGGACACAGUUCUAACACAGUGUGUUCUGUAACUGUUAGUGGGGAAAAGAUGCCUGCCAUGACUACUGAAAUGCAGCUUCAGGUUUUACACUCUGCUCUCUUCACAUUUGAUUUGAUAGAAAGUGUUCUAGCUCGAGUAGAAGAACUCAUUGAAGUGAAAAUAAAAGCUGUAAUGGAUGAGAACAGUUCAGUCAGCUGA